Phalacrocorax carbo (great cormorant) is the source of this 2118-nucleotide messenger RNA. Lineage: Eukaryota; Metazoa; Chordata; Aves; Suliformes; Phalacrocoracidae. The record is from RefSeq and is a predicted model, not a curated record.
GGCGGGGCCGGGCGGGGCGGGGCCUGCGCCGAGGCGGGCGGGCGGAGAGGCGCGGCGCGGAGUCCCGUUAGAAGCAGCGCGGAGCCCGCGGAGAGCCCUACCGACGCAGGAGGAGCGACCUGCCGUGCCCAGUCCGCCGGGAAGAUGCCGAAAACGAUCAGUGUGCGUGUUACCACCAUGGAUGCUGAGCUGGAGUUUGCCAUCCAGCCCAACACUACAGGGAAGCAACUCUUUGAUCAGGUUGUCAAGACAAUUGGCCUAAGAGAGGUCUGGUUUUUUGGACUUCAGUAUCAGGACACCAAGGGCUUCUCAACAUGGCUGAAAUUGAACAAAAAGGUAACAGCACAGGAUGUACGCAAAGAAAGCCCCCUGCUUUUCAAAUUCCGUGCCAAAUUCUACCCGGAGGAUGUAGCAGAAGAGCUGAUCCAGGAUAUCACGCAGCGCCUUUUCUUCCUCCAAGUGAAGGAGGCAAUUCUGAAUGAUGACAUUUAUUGCCCUCCAGAAACAGCUGUCCUUCUGGCUUCUUAUGCUGUCCAGUCAAAAUAUGGAGACUUCAACAAAGAGGUGCACAAGUCUGGCUACCUUGCUAGUGACAAACUGCUCCCACAGAGAGUUCUGGAGCAGCAUAAACUUAACAAGGACCAAUGGGAGGAGAGGAUCCAGGUGUGGCAUGAGGAACAUCGAGGAAUGAUUAGAGAAGAUGCUGUCUUGGAGUACCUGAAAAUUGCACAGGAUCUGGAAAUGUAUGGUGUGAACUACUUCAGCAUUAAAAACAAGAAGGGCUCUGAACUCUGGCUAGGUGUAGAUGCUCUGGGACUCAACAUCUAUGAGCAGAAUGACAGGUUAACACCAAAAAUUGGAUUCCCUUGGAGCGAGAUCAGAAAUAUCUCAUUCAAUGACAAGAAGUUUGUUAUCAAGCCUAUCGACAAGAAAGCACCAGACUUUGUAUUCUAUGCCCCUCGAUUACGGAUUAACAAACGAAUCUUGGCACUCUGCAUGGGGAACCAUGAGCUCUACAUGCGCAGGCGUAAACCAGAUACCAUUGAGGUGCAACAGAUGAAAGCACAGGCUCGGGAGGAGAAGCAUCAGAAACAGAUGGAGAGAGCCCUGCUGGAGAAUGAGAAGAAGAAGAGGGAGUUGGCAGAAAAGGAGAAGGAGAAGAUUGAACGUGAGAAGGAGGAGCUAAUGGAGAGACUCAAGCAAAUUGAGGAGCAAACCAAGAAAGCUCAGCAAGAACUGGAAGAACAGACCCGCAGAGCUAUGGAGCUGGAACAGGAGAGAAAACGAGCUCAGGAGGAAGCAGAGAAACUGGCUAAAGAACGUAGAGAAGCAGAAGAGGCAAAGGAGGCCCUAUUGAAAGCAUCCCAUGAUCAACAGAAGACCCAGGAACAGCUGGCUUCUGAGAUGGCAGAACUCACGGCUAGGAUCUCGCAGCUGGAGCUGGCCAGGCAGAAGAAGGAGAGCGAGGCUCAGGAGUGGCAACAGAAGGCACAGAUGGUACAGGAGGACCUAGAAAGGACCAAAGAGGAGUUGAAGACUGCCAUGAGCACCCCUCACGUCACUGAGCCCAUGCACUCUGAGAACGAGCAUGAUGAUGAGCAGGAUGAGAAUGCGGCAGAAGCCAGUGCUGAGCUACGAUCGGAGGCCACCAUCAAGGACCGCAGUGAGGAGGAGCGCACCACCGAAGCAGAGAAGAAUGAACGGGUCCAGAAACACUUGAAGGCGCUGUCCUCAGAGCUGGCAAAUGCUCGGGAUGAAACCAAGAAGACAGCCAAUGAUAUGAUCCAUGCAGAGAACAUGCGCCUGGGACGAGACAAGUACAAGACCCUCCGUCAGAUUCGGCAGGGCAACACCAAGCAGCGCAUUGAUGAGUUUGAGUCCAUGUAAACUCUCCCCUGCAACUGCUGCCCUGCACUCUCUUUUCCCCUUUCUCCCAUCAUUCACUUGUAAUCGUGCUACGCUGGAACCACUACAGAAGAGUGACCAUGGUCUUAUUUAUCGAGUUUUGGGCAAAUGCUGGAGUUGAGCAACAGAAGAAAGAAUAGUAUUUACAUCUUCCUGGGGUGGCUUGGGAAAACAAACAUGAUGUGGGGCAAAUCUGAAAUUGUUUGGCUUUGG